CAGCAAUUGUCAACCUUCUGAACCACAAGACCAACCACCACCUGUGGCAUACAAAACUCAUUCAUUUUUGCCUCGCCCCCUACGCAGAUUACAAAUCAGGCGUGCGUUUUCCUGUGUGGUUCUGGUGCGGCACUGAAUAAUCGAGGCGCGAUUCCUCAACUCACCAGUGCUUAGAUCAGGAGCCAGCUUACGAAGUUUCUACAACGACUGCCGUCCGCGAUGAGAUCCUCUCUAGAUCCUGCCUACAUCGCUAGGCAGAUCAGCAUGGCGCGCAACAUCGCGCCUGCACCACCACAAGCGAAUGAUACCCGGAACAUAUCCGAGCCUACCCUGCCCGCUGAACAGGUCGCGCCACACAAUGAUCCGCCCCUUGGCCCUCUAGCUUCUGCACAGUCACAGUCGAGCGACACGCAGAACCCCUCUGCUCAGUUACCAAGUGUAAAUAGUGUCAUACGGGUACCGCGACCGUCACCAACAAGCUCUAGACCGCCGUCUCAGCCAAGUCUGCCGCAGAAUGCGGCCUCGUACCCCGUUACACAAGUGCCUGCCCAAUCACAACAUCCUUAUGCGUCGCCCUCUACUCAAAGUCCUUCCCAGCGUUGGGAUGGGGCUGCGCCAGAACGUUCGGGUGAGAGUUCUCAAGCACGUCCUUCUCAAGCAGGACCUCAAAGUUGGGAUGGUACUUCCCAAAGUCUUUAUCCGCCCCCACUGCCUGCUGUUACGCAGACAGCAAUGGUCACGGCUCAAGCAUCAACCCCAGCACAGCAAAUCAGCAAGCCGGCCGCGACAGCGGAUCCAGCACCAAAACGACGACGCCGCUCGUCUUCUUCUAGUACGAGAGGUAGUACCCGUGGCAGAGCCAGGGGGCGUGGUCGAGGCACUGCUGGAGGUAUUGAGAGAGGUAACGGAAGAGGCGGAGGUAGAGGGAGAGGCAGAGGCCGGGGUAGAGGACAGGCGCAACAACCCUCAGUCGGCCGCGAAGAGAAUGGUGCACCACUCUUAGACGCAGCCUCCCACCAAAGUCUGGCUACGACACAGUCUAUGUCACCGCCAGCAAUACUGCCGACUAUACCAGCACCGUCAAGAAGUCCACCUAUCGAGCAAAGUUUCACCGACUUAUCUUAUUCUCAACGGCAACAAGCCGAUGAAGCAGUGGUCAAGAGUCCCUACCCCGAGCCCCCUGCACAUGGCGCGUAUCCUCCCUUGAACAAUGUUCAAGAAGCUGCUGCGACGCCCUAUUACAAUGAAAACCGACAACCUGCUAUACAACAGCACGUAUCUCUGUCAUCUACAGGUGGACUUAACGAACGCCAACUCCACGAUUUUUCACAGUCGACACAGAGGAAUGAUAUUCGUUACCAAGCGCUUGCGGUACAACCGCCGCCGCCGUUACCAUACUUGGCCCCGCCUCAACAGUCGUUGGGCUUCAAUCAACCUCAACAACAGCAGCCAUAUCCAGGGCGUACUGGACAGCCACAUAACGCUUAUUCCACGGAUUUUUGCCCCGGAUUUCAAGGUUCAUUCCAAACUAAGUCGUUUCCGGUGUCAAGCGAAGCCCAAUAUGAGGAGCCUGACGGCGGGACCAUCUCAGAAGAUGACGAUCUAGAGGACGAUGUAGGUGACGAUCCCCUAUUGUCUCAUAUGCAAAAUAAUUUGGCAACUUUCGAGGAUUCAGUGAGGAGCUUUGCGGCAGGCGGGAGUGAGCAGAGCUUGCUUGCUCAAUAUCGAGCAGAACAACAACAGCCACGCGAAAAAAAGGUUAUAAAAAGAGGUCCGCGCAAGGCAGCUGAACCCACUGGCGAUGUAAAACUGCGCUUGAGCCUGGCCACCAAUGCCUUUAUGAGUGGAAAUCUCGAUGAAGCUCUUCAUCAAGUCAACGACGCUAUCAGGCUCAAUGCCGAAAUCGCUCGUUCGUGGUCUCUUUUGUCUGAAAUUCUGCGAGAAAGGGAAGAGUAUAAGCAGGCACUUAUGGCUUCCGUUUGCGCUGCUCAUCUGCAGCCUAAAAUACUAGAGGUUUGGGUCGAGUGUGGUCGAUUCGCUUUGGAACUGAUAGAAGCAGAACCAGACGACGCAGAAGACACUCUGAGAAUUGCUAUCAUGACGUUUUCCCAAGCAAUCAAAAUCCAGCCGGACAACGUGGGUGCGCGCCACACUCGAGCUGCCCUCUACUUGACCAGACAAAGCUUCAAAUUAGCAGUGUCCGAGUACAAUUGGAUAGUUGAGCGAGACCCGUACGAUCUUUCAGCAUUGAGAGGCUUGGCGGAUGCUUCAGUUCAACUAUUUGAAAAUCAACGGCGGUAUUCAGACAAGCUACGUUGGGAGGUACGAGAUGCUUACCUGCGUGCGAUCGAGCACUUCCAAGCUGAGUUUCCCAUGGGUACGAUAAAUGCGGAGCUUCCAUUCACCUGGGAAGACGUGUGUACCUACACAGCACUGCUAUUGCAUAUUGAGCAAUAUGGUGCUGCGUUGCACGCGACACGAUCACUUGCCAGAUGGCUUCUCGGGCGGCGCGAAGAAACAUAUUGGGACAACGUGGAGGAUGAUUGCGAAUGGGAUAUUGGAGACGAGCGCCGCAAAAACGUCUCCUAUUUUGAUCCACACAAAUAUUCAACUGAGACUUAUGGUGCUGGGUUUGCGAUACGGCUAAGAGUCAAUCUAGCAAUUUGCCGUUUACGACUUGAUAGGGACAAUGACGAUGAGGCGAUGCAACAUCUGGAAUUUCUUGAUCCUGCCGACAUCUCCAAUUCUGAAGACGAUUCGGAGCCGGCCGAGCUUUUCCUAGAAGUGGCUUCAGCAUUAUAUGAGACGAAGCGACUUACUAAGGCAUUGCCUUUCUAUGAGCCCCUUAGGCAACAGGAAGAUCUUCUAGAUGCGCUCUCACUAUUUCGUGCUGGAAAAUGUUACUUGGAGAUGGAUGACAGAAGACAGGCAGAACAGUGCUUUUCUGCAGCAUUGGACUUCGAUGAUACACCAUCCGAUGUUCGUGUCAAUGCGCGAUACGAGCUUGCCAAGAUGUACGAGGCUGCGAGGAAGAACGAGGAAGCAUUGUAUCUGCUCGAAGAGGCCAUGGGAAUUGAAAGAGAGCAAAAGGAGUUAUCCGGUGAGUCAGGUGUUGAGCCACCCAGGAGAGAACCCAGACCUCGCAUUAUACGCAGCCUUGCGCCAAAGCCGAUACUUGACAAGCCGCCCGAGGAACCUCGCGCCCCUCGUGAAAGGAAAGCACCUGUUCCUAGGAAACCUCGCGUGCCUGGCGAGAAGAGACAGCCAAGAGAGGGUGUUCGCCGCCAGAGACCCCUAUUGUUUGCUUUGGAUGAAGAUCGGAAGCUCGAGGAAGAACGCAGAGCCACAUACUUGGCGGAGAAGUGGCGCAUCGUACGCGAAGAAAAAGACAGCUCAGAGCAUGGCCCUGGAAGAGGUUGGAUGGCUGCAGCGAAAAUUCUCAUCGAUGACUUCCGUUCCUUCAAAGCGUUCUUUCCUUGGGACAGAUACCUUACCCAGAUGGGCCUAAAGAAAGACGAGUCUGGCUCGUCAGCUAAUCCGCACCUCCUAAAGAUGGCGCAGAGACUUCGAGGCGAGGUAGACGCACAACAGUCGUCGAUUAAUUCUCGAAGGCUGCUUGAGACUACUGUGAGUUAUCGAAAUGUCGAGUUCUCUGAAUGGCUCGAUCUGUUCCUGGAGUUUGCCCUAAGUUUGGCAUAUUCUGGUCGCAUCAAGGAAUCAUAUGAUGUUUGUGAUGCCGCAUUGGCUGCGAACGUCUUCUUCGAAAACCCCGACCAAAAGUUCCUGGCCAAUAUCACCAAAGCAGCAUGUGCCGUCAGAGGACGGGACGAAGAGACGUGCGUUGAGGUAGCGCGUAGCUUUAUGGCCACUUAUCAGUAUUGCUCAGAUGCAUUCCGCCUAUACUCCGCCCUUGGUCGGCUUGUACAUUCAACAGGAACGUGGUUUGCGCAUUCCAAGGUUCAGAAAUUCACCUUGCGUCAGAUCAAGAUGAUGGAUACCAAACUUCUACCUACUGAAUUGAAGACCAAGCAACUUGAUCAAUUUGAUCCGAAGGCAUACCCAGCCAAAGAGCAGGACGUCCAGCUACUAAUGCUUUAUGGACAUAUCCUGUUUAUAUCAAAUAGUUUCACUUUUGCGCUCAAUUACUUCGUGCGAGCCGCCGCCUUGGACCCAGACAACAUCAUGGUCAACAUGGCUAUGGGACAGGCGUUCCUGCAUUACGGUUUGAAGCGACAAACAGAGAACAGGCAGCAAUCGAUUACCCAGGGACUGCUGUUCUUACAUCGCUACUACGAACUGAAACUGGCACAGGCAAUGACGUCAGGUCAGCGGCAGGAGGCGCACUACAAUCUAGCAAGAAGCUAUCAUGCGAUUGGUCUUUCACAUCUUGCGGCUGAGUACUAUAGAAGGGUACUACGAGAGAUUGAGGGCGACGAAGUAAGAGAUGAAGAUCUGGCCAAGGAAACAGCAUUCAACUUGCAGCAAUGUUGUCUCAUAGGUGGAGACAUGCAGGCUGUAAGGAACAUUGCUGAGAAGUGGCUUGUCCUGUGAGCAUAAACAUCAGAUGACA
This is a messenger RNA of Truncatella angustata, 4570 nucleotides long. RefSeq lists its product as uncharacterized. Gene Ontology annotation, molecular function: protein binding. Bases 220 to 4551 code for a protein of 1443 amino acids. The transcript has a single exon. Gene Ontology annotation, cellular component: transcription factor TFIIIC complex. Gene Ontology annotation, biological process: transcription by RNA polymerase III. NCBI's taxonomy places the organism in Eukaryota, Fungi, Ascomycota, Sordariomycetes, Amphisphaeriales, Sporocadaceae. The record is from RefSeq and is a predicted model, not a curated record.